AAGUAACAAUGGCAAAUAUGUACCAUGUUCGCUCAAAUAGUUUCUCUUCUACUUCUCAUCCCAGCUCCAUCAGAAUAGAGGAGGAGCUAAGUAAAAUGAGGACAUGGGAAGCCACAUCCACGUCCACUUCUGAGUCAAUUGGCACUGGCUUAUCCUUGCUUGAAGAUGUGUUCAUUUGCUUGGAAGAUUUUCUCAACAUGGCAUCAACUCAAAAAGUGAUUUCGAACCAUCAAGGUGAGAAAUGCAUGGAAGAGCUGUUGGAUUGUUUGGUGAGAGUUUUAGAUAUCUGUGGCAUUAUAAGGAACACCAUGUUACAAGUUAAGGAAAAUGUUCAAGCCCUUCAUUCUGCUCUCAGGAGGAGAAAGGGAGAUUCAAGCAUUGAAAAAAGUGUGGCUGAGUACAAUUUAUUCACAAGAAAGAUGAAGAAAAGUGCCAAGAAGUUGAUCUCAUCUUUAAAGCAGAUGAAAAGUAAAUCUAGAGCAUCCCCAGUGUUGAAUCAAGAUCAAGACCCUGAUGCUCUGAUGAGAGUUCUUAGGGAGGUCAUUACAAAGAACAUGUCCAUCUUUCAAACCAUUUUGUCUUACUUGGCUGUGCCAGCUUCAAAAGCAAAGCCAACUAAAUGGUUGAUGGUGGCAAACUUGAUGCACAAAAGGGUAAUAUCAUGUGAAGAAAAAUCCCAGAAUUUCAACGAGUUGCAGUUUGUGGAAGGAUCUUUAGGCACCCUUGUAAGUGAAUGUACUGAUGUUUUGAAGGUGCAGGCUUUGCGUGAGGGAUUAGGGGGUUUGGAGAAUGCCAUUGAAAGCAUAGAAAAUGGUUUGGAGAGAAUGUUUAGACGCUUAGUUAGAACAAGAGCCAACCUUUUGAACAUAAUGACUCCAUAG
Vigna angularis (adzuki bean) is the source of this 881-nucleotide messenger RNA. RefSeq lists its product as uncharacterized. The transcript has a single exon. The record is from RefSeq and is a predicted model, not a curated record. Gene Ontology annotation, biological process: shoot system development; root development. NCBI's taxonomy places the organism in Eukaryota, Viridiplantae, Streptophyta, Magnoliopsida, Fabales, Fabaceae. The coding region runs from base 9 to 881 and encodes 290 amino acids.